This is a messenger RNA of Mucor velutinosus, 1077 nucleotides long. It is a transcript of the gene ILV1, whose product is annotated as threonine deaminase. The transcript has 4 exons. Gene Ontology annotation, cellular component: Golgi apparatus. The record is from RefSeq and is a predicted model, not a curated record. The coding region runs from base 1 to 1077 and encodes 358 amino acids. Lineage: Eukaryota; Fungi; Mucoromycota; Mucoromycetes; Mucorales; Mucoraceae.
AUGGUGACAUUCAACAAGAUUGUUCGUCGUAUCACCGAAACUCGCUGGUCGAAACUAUACAUUUCAAUGGCGUUAUUGCAAUGCAUAUUCAUCAUUACAUUACAAGCAUCCAUUUGUUCACAAAAUACACUACAAGCUAACUUGCUGCCAGACAUUGGCAAUGAUUCAAGCCUGCUAUUGUCAACAACAUCGAGUGCAGAUACAAUACCUAUAAGAGCAAAAGAUAGAUUGGGCCGCAUUAAAUGGGAAAAUAUUGCAUUUAUGGGAUUUCAAGCAUGGUUUUUUGGCAUGGCAGUCGAUGCAACAGUCUAUCAGAAUACAGCAGAAAUCUUGGUACUUGCCGUGCUCAACUGCUUCUGUGCUAUGCUCGGUGCAUUGGAAGUAGUGGAUGGUGUGAAAUGGCUGAAUCAGUUACAACAAACACAAUAUCCCGUGUGGCCACUGGCCAAUGCAGAAAAAAUGGAGAUUGCAUUAGCUGUCGUUAUUCUGGCAUUUGCCAUUGUCAUGUCCUAUCUCUCCUAUGAAAUGUCCAAGCAGUUUGGCUGGAACAUUUACAAAAAGAUUGGUGCUGAUGUGCGUAUACAAAAGAUGUACAGAAUCUUUCAAUUCUUUGUAUUAGCGCUCAAGAUUGAUAUCUUUACCGAGUUUUUGAUUUCCAUCUUUUACCUCAUUCAAUUUGCCGUCAAAGAAAACGGAACCCAAUGGGAUACAUGGAUCCAACUAGCAGUGACCAUCUUGAUGCUGCCAAUGCUUUAUUUUGCAAGAACGGCUGGAAGCACUGAAAGUGAAGGACGUAUGAUUACCUUUGUCUGCUUUCAAGCGAUUGUCAUUAUUCAUUUUGCCCUGGUGCUGGAUCAAACAUUUCAACCCAAUAACAAUUGGUAUACCUGGAUUACAUUUGUUUGGAUUGGCAUCGCAGUCGAUGUUGCUACCAUGGUGCUGGGGAUCUUGGCCAUGCGUAACUUUGACCAGGGGCUGAAACCCUAUGUACAAAGAGGAGACAAGAAUAAGCAAAAGCACCACGAUUUAGAACUAAACAAGACCAGCACAACGGACACAUGGCAAAUUGAUGAUUAG